Messenger RNA from Periophthalmus magnuspinnatus, 2098 nucleotides. RefSeq names its product dihydrouridine synthase 3-like (S. cerevisiae) (gene dus3l). The transcript is spliced from 14 exons. Lineage: Eukaryota; Metazoa; Chordata; Actinopteri; Gobiiformes; Gobiidae. Gene Ontology annotation, biological process: tRNA processing. Bases 16 to 1881 code for a protein of 621 amino acids. Gene Ontology annotation, molecular function: tRNA dihydrouridine synthase activity; flavin adenine dinucleotide binding; metal ion binding. The record is from RefSeq and is a predicted model, not a curated record.
UUUAAUUGAAGUAAAAUGGAGGAAAAAACUGGAGAGGAAUCUGCUGCAACAAAUACAACAAAUGCUGCUGUGAAGGGUGAAGCCUACAUCAAACCACAAUUUUUAACCACUAAAGCUGCAUUUCAUGAGUUUGUUGAUUCAAACUGGAAAUCAAAUGGCGCAAAAGGUGGCAAUGAAGAUUCAAAUGAAGAUACAGAGGCAACAACUGUGGAGGAGCCUGAAGCCAAGAAGCCCAAGUUGGAUACAGAUGAUAAUAAAAGUGAGAAACCAGAUAAAAAACAGUGGCGUGGACAGAACAAGUCAAGACCUCACACUAAGCCUACCACGUAUGAUGAAAAACGUCUCUGUCUCUCUGUCCUUAAGGAUGACAAACAAUGCCACUAUGGAGAAAAAUGUCAUUUCUACCAUGAUGUUGCAGAGUACAUGAAGACCAAACCUGCUGAUAUUGGGGACAAGUGUUAUCUCUAUGACACCUUUGGAAAGUGCCCUUAUACCCUAUCUUGCCGCUUUGCCAUGGCACACACCACAGCAGACUUUAAAACAAUGGAAAAGACAGAUCUAGUGAAAGAGUUUGAGGGAAGAAACGUUGUGAAGAAUAGUUUGAGCAAAGAUCUCCAAAUUAGUCUCAGGAAGCGCUCAGUGAAAUUCCCUAAAUCAGAUGAGUAUCUUAAAGCCCUGGCCAAACAAAAGGAGAAGAGGGAACAACAAGAAAAUGGAGCAAAAAAUGCAUCUCCAGAUCCAGUUGAAGAGGUUCAGCAAGCACCCACAGAGAUGGAAUCUCAAGUAAAUACAGACAUUAUCAGACUAAGACCAUGUGAAAAGAAGCAGGUCGACUUCAAGGACAAACUCUACCUGGCACCUCUAACAACUUGUGGAAAUUUGCCUUUCAGGCGCAUUUGUAAGCGUUUUGGAGCUGACAUCACGUGUGGAGAGAUGGCCAUGUGCACAAACCUGCUGCAGGGACAGCAGUCUGAGUGGGCUCUGCUAAAGAGGCAUGAAUGUGAAGAUGUUUUUGGAGUUCAGUUGGAGGGUUGUUUCCCAGACACAAUGACAAGAUGCGCAGAGCUCAUCAACAACAACAUAGAGGUCGAUUUUGUGGAUAUAAACUCUGGAUGCCCCAUUGAUCUUGUUUACAAGAAGGGUGGCGGCUGUGGUCUGAUGACACGAACCAGGAAAUUUGAACAGAUAAUCAGGGGAAUGAACUAUGCCCUAGAUGUCCCUCUAACAGUAAAGAUAAGAACUGGUGUUCAAGAGAAAUGCAACAUUGCUCAUAAACUCAUCCCAGAAUUCAAGCAAUGGGGCGUCUCUAUGAUCACACUACAUGGUCGAUCCAGAGAACAGCGCUACACAAAGUUGGCCGACUGGGACUACAUCAGCAGCUGCGCGGAGCUAGCAAGCCCUAUACCUCUUUUUGGUAAUGGAGACAUACUUUCCUAUGAAGAUGCCAUGAAAGCAAGAGAGACAGGAGUUUCCGGAAUCAUGAUAGCAAGGGGAGCUCUAAUUAAACCGUGGAUCUUCACUGAGAUCAAGGAGAGCAGGCAUUGGGAUAUUUCAUCCAGUGAGCGUUUGGACAUCCUCAGGGACUUCUCGAACUACGGCCUGGAGCACUGGGGCUCAGACACCCGCGGAGUGGAGAAGACGCGCACCUUCAUGUUAGAAUGGCUCUCCUUUAUGUGCAGAUAUAUUCCUGUUGGUCUAUUGGAGCGAGUCCCUCAGAAAAUCAAUGAGCGACCUCCGUAUUACAUGGGACGGGACUAUCUUGAGUCACUGAUGGCAAGUCAAAACGUUGGAGACUGGGUUAGGAUCAGUGAAAUGCUGCUUGGACCCGUUCCCAAAAAUUUCAAGUUCCUUCCUAAACACAAAGCCAAUGCCUACAAGUAACUAAUCCUCCCACUUAAAAAAAAAAAAAUAUACUAGUUUAUAUUUUACUUGUGUGUUUUCAAUUAAAUGUUGAUACUUAGUUAAAUUAAAACAUUGGGGCUAUUAAACUAUUAAGGCUAUUGAAUAGUCUGUUAAUUUAAACAUGGCUAAAAAAGAAACAUUGAUAGUUUAUAAAGAUGUUUGUGAAUUCUACAAUAAAGCCCUCUAUUUGUUUUGC